Oppiella nova is the source of this 1941-nucleotide messenger RNA. The record is from the annotation of a GenBank genome assembly. Lineage: Eukaryota; Metazoa; Arthropoda; Arachnida; Sarcoptiformes; Oppiidae.
AUGAGGUAUUGUAUUGUGAAGAACUCGUGGGGCGGCGAUUGGGGAGACGGCGGGUUCAUCUAUAUGCGCAAGGAUGCCGGCAAUAGGUGCCAUGUUGCCGACCAUUGUGUCCAGUUAUUGGAAUAUUUGGACGAUAAGCAGAAUUUAGAGAAUGCUUUCAAUGAAUUUAAGUACGAAUUCUACAAACUGUAUGAAUCGAGUGAAGAGGACCGUCGGAAGGAACAGAUAUUCCGGGACAACAUGUUGCGAGUGUACGGACACAACCUGAAAGCUCUGGACGGCACGUAUUCGUAUACAUUACGGGUCAGUAGGUUCGCGGAUUUGACUCCUCAGGAGUUUAGACAGAAUCACACGAAUUGCACGUUCGUAAUGAACCGACCCAUUGCUUACUAUAAGUCUAACUCGGCUUCUGUUGACUCCCACACCGGCGAUAAGAGCUGGUCUGUCGAUUGGCGCGAUCAAGGAGGUAGUUGUGGAUCCUGUACAUUGUUCGCAAUGGCAGCACUGGUAGAGAGUUAUUGGGCCCGUAGUGGCCAUGGAGUCACCACACUUAGCACUCAACAAAUGCUCGACUGUUACCGUAACGCUUCCUGUGAAGGAAAAGGUGUAUGUGAUCGGGACAGGGAGUCGAAACGAGUGGCGACAAUAGGAGAAGUGAGUGUAAACUAUCCUGAAAGCCAAGACUCGCUCAUGAGUCUCGUGCGCGAUAACGGUCCGGCUUUCGUGGUCGUACACGUGGGCAUUGACUGGCGCAUAUACGGCCAGGGAGUGCUCACCCACCAGUGUGAGGGCGAGCGGGUGGGAGGUGCUUAUAGUCACGCGGUUCUUGUGGUCGGUUACGGAUAUGAUAAAGAGCUGGACAGACAUUACUGGAUCCUCAAGAACUCUUGGGGUGACACGUGGGGUGAAGGAGGUUACAUGCGGUUGCAUCGUAACACCAUCACAAAGUGUCCCCUGUUCCAAUUUUCAUACCAACUGCCGUACAACACUGGUCAGUCUCCGGGUUCCACUUUGACCGCAUUCAUCUAUAUGCGCAAGGAUGCCGGCAAUAGGUGCCAUGUUGCCGACCAUUGUGUCCAGUUAUUGGAAUAUUUGGACGAUAAGCAGAAUUUAGAGAAUGCUUUCAAAGAAUUUAAGUACGAAUUCAGUAUAUCGUAUAAAUCAAGCGAAGUGGACCGCCAGAGGGAACACAUAUUCCGGGACAACCUGUUGCGAGUGUACGGACACAACUUGAAAGCUCUGGACGGCAAGUAUUCGUAUACAUUACGGGUCAGUGGGUUCGCGGAUUUGACUCCUGAGGAGUUUAGAAAGACACACACGAAUUGCACGUUCGUAAUGAACCGACCCAUUGCUUACUAUAAGUCUAACUCGGCUUCUGAUGACUCCCACACCGACGAUAAGAGCUGGUCAGUCGAUUGGCGAGAUCAAGGAGAAAAUUGUGGAUCCUGUUCCUUGUUCGCAAUGGCAGCACUGGUAGAAAGUUAUUGGGCCCGUAGUGGCCACGGAGUCACCACUCUUAGCACUCAACAAAUGCUCGACUGUUAUCCUAUGGUUACCUAUGAAAAAGGAGUGAAUAUGACGGGUACAUGUGAUCGGGAAAGGGAGGCGAAACCUGUGGUAACCAUUGGAGAACAGAGAGAAGACUAUCCUAGAAACGAAAACACUUUCAUGAGUCUUGUGCGCGAUAACGGUCCGGCUGUUGUGGUCGGCAUAUUCGACGGCCCCUGCGAUGGAGAUAUCAAUCACGCGGUACUUGUGGUGGGCUAUGGAUAUGACAAGCCCUCGGAUAUGAGGUAUUGGAUUGUGAAGAACUCGUGGGGCCGCGACUGGGGAGACGGCGGGUUCAUCUAUAUUCGCAAGGAUGCCGGCAAUAGGUGCCAUGUUGCCGACCAUUGUGUCCAGUUAUUGGUAUACUACUAUUUGCCGGAUCAAUUCUAUUAA